UUUUUUCUAUACUUGUUUAAGUCUUUGUUAUUACAUAACUUCCCUGUCUCUGCUACACUACCAAGCAAAGGAAAAUGGGAACAACUAAGCCAGACUUUGACUCUGUUUUGAGGGAACGCAAAGCAUUUGAUGAAACCAAAGCUGGUGUGAAGGGGCUUGUUGAUGCAGGUGUUAAGAGCGUACCAAGCUUAUUCCAUCAUCAACCUCAUAAAUUUGAGAAGGCCUCAAAUUUAGGCAACACAAGGCAUAUUAUUCCAGUCAUAGACCUUGCAGGUAUUAGCAAAGAUCCAAGUAAACGCCAAGGACUUGUUGACAUAAUCAAGGAAGCAUCUGAAACAUGGGGUUUCUUUCAGGUGGUGAAUCAUGACAUCCCUGUGAGUGUUCUUGAGGAGAUGAAAAAUGGGGUGAAAAGGUUUCAUGAGCUGGAUACUGAAGCCAAAAGAGAAUUCUAUUCACGAGAUGGAUUAAAAUCGUUUGUGUAUAAUAGCAAUUUUGAUCUGUAUGGCUCACAACCAGCACUCAAUUGGAGGGAUUCUUUUAGGUGUUACUUGUAUCCUGAUACCCCCAAACCAGAAGAAAUUCCUGUAGCAUGCAGAGAUAUAUUGCUGGAAUAUGGGAAACACAUAAUGAAAUUGGGGACUUUACUCUUUGAGUUGUUAUCAGAAGCUCUAUGUCUGAAUCCAAACUAUCUAAAAGAUAUGGGAUGUGCAGAGGGGCUUACUGCUUUUUGCCAUUAUUAUCCAGCCUGUCCUCAACCAGAAUUAACUAUAGGAACCUCCACUCAUUCUGACAGUGAUUUCUUCACAGUGCUUCUACAGGACCAUAUUGGUGGCCUCCAAGUAAGAUAUCAUGACAAUUGGAUUGAUAUAAACCCCGUACCUAGUGCUUUGGUAGUUAAUAUUGGUGAUCUUUUGCAGCUCAUAUCAAACGAUAGAUUCAAGAGUGCUGAACACAGAGUGCUUGCUAAUGAUGUUGGUCCAAGAAUAUCUAUUGCAUGCUUUUUUCGCUCUGUUGGGAAGGGAUCCUUAAAGCUUUAUGGACCUAUAAGGGAACUAUUAUCAGAAGACAACCCUCCCAAAUACAGGGAAACUACAGUUGCUGGCUAUCAAGCCUACUAUGUAGCUAAAGGACUUGAUGGGACUAGUGCUCUUACACAUUACAGGAUUUGAAAUAGGAAAUGUAGGAUAAAUAUUAUUAGCAUAAAUAAAUAAUUUAAUUACUCUUAUGGGCAUGAUACAUGACUUUUUGACAAGGUAGAGUAAGUUGUGUAAGUUUUUAUUCUAAGUCUAUGACUUAGACCAAGUAGUGCAUGACGGUAUUUAUUUCAUUA
This is a messenger RNA of Cajanus cajan (pigeon pea), 1330 nucleotides long. RefSeq names its product 1-aminocyclopropane-1-carboxylate oxidase homolog 12. NCBI's taxonomy places the organism in Eukaryota, Viridiplantae, Streptophyta, Magnoliopsida, Fabales, Fabaceae. The record is from RefSeq and is a predicted model, not a curated record.